AUGUCUGCAUCACCGCCUCCGGUGGCCCCUAGAAAGCAUUCAGGUGUCCGAGUCAUGUUAAUUCCAGGGGAGCAGCAUCCUCCUGGUGGCCUGCCCGUCUACACACAUUUUGACAGAGAUAAUGCUGCCAUUGGGGAGUCAAGUUACAUAUCUCUAAUGAAUGCAGAGAGAGAAUUGGAGUUUAUGAACCACUGCUUUGACGACGUGGAGCGAUUCAUGGCACGCUUGCAGCAGACAGCUGAGGCCCAGAGUGUUCUCAACCAAAGAAGGAAAAAGAAAAGCAGAAAGAGCAAGAAGAAGGACGAAGAUAAUGAUUUGUUGAAACUGAAAGCUUGCCCUCCAUCAGAGGAAGAAUUUGUGGACAUCUUUCAGAAAAUCAAGUACUCCCUCAGUCUGCUGGACCGGCUCAAGUCAUCUAUUGCACAGCCUGAUGCACCAGAGCUGCUGCAUCACAUCUUUAUGCCUCUUAGAUUGAUGGUGAAAACCACUGGAGGGCCAGCGUUAGGAGCCUCGGUGGUCAGUCCUGCUAUGACCAGUGGGGCUGUUUCACUGCUCCAGGAGCAGCUAAGGGGAGAGGACAAGGAGCUGUGGACUUCAUUAGGGCCCAACUGGACUUCACCCUGUUCGCACCUUAGUGUGUCUGUAGCUCCAUACUCGCCUGUCUUCCUGGAUGGUUGGAAGCCUCAGUCCUAUGACUCAACAGGCCAGCUUUGUGAAGAUCCCAUCGAGUCACAGCACAAACAUGAUGCCCUUACGGAAAGUAGGAAGUCAAGAAUCCCACAGGACAAAGCUGGACAGACAGCAGAGCAUCCUGGUGAAGGCAACGAGGAGGUAGAAGGAAAUGUGCUCCCACCAGAGGGUGAGAGACUCUACUGCUGCAGUUAUGACUUUGUGGCUAGAAACAGCAGUGAACUCUCUGUGCUACAAGGAGAAACACUAGAGGUCAUUGAUUGGUCCAAGAAAUGGUGGAAGUGUCAAAAUCGCUUUGACCAGAUAGGAUUUGUCCCCUCUAAUAUCCUGGAGCCUCUGUCUGCUCUGAAUAACACUGGGAGAGACAACCCAGUGGUACGCAGAGAGUCAAAGAGGCCUCUUUCCACUCCGACAAAGUACUUCUCAUAUGCUCCAUCAAGCCCAGUUGGGACCAGUCCCACAGCCACAAGCCCAAUGCGUCCACAGAGCAUGGUUUUACCGUCAACACAGGGAGAAGACAGUGACCGAGUCAUGAUAGUGAAUGAUGAGCUUCUUCAGCGGUUAGCUGGGAAAAGAGGCUCAGUCCGUCCGCUGUCGACCCCCCACACAGCUGACACUACUCCCCUGAACUACCACUCACUGCCAGCCGAGGUGGAGGCCUGGCUCAACACUAAGGGCUUCAGUCAACAGACUGUUCAGAGUCUGGGCAUUUUAAAUGGAGCGCCUUUUUCCCUGAAUAAGGAGGCGCUCCGCACGGUGACACCAGAAGAAGGAACAAGAGUCUACAGCCAAAUUAUGGUGCAGAAGGCCCUUCUCGAGGAUGUGCGCAAAGCUACGGAACUAGAGACGGUGAUGGAGAAGCAAAAGCUGAAGAUUGGCCUGAACUCAGAGAAUGAUUGAUCAGAAUGAUCACUGAAACAGGUCAAUGGAGAGAACUGUAGUGUUGCAUAUAUAUAAUGGAUUAUAAUAUUCAAUCAUACAUGCUUUUAUAUCUAUAUGCUACAGAUUGGUAAACAUAUGUAAGCUGUGUUAAAAGUAAAGUCUCUCUAAAACUACUAUUUUAGAUUUUUACAUGUU
Messenger RNA from Anoplopoma fimbria (sablefish), 1767 nucleotides. It is a transcript of the gene eps8l1a, whose product is annotated as eps8 like 1a. NCBI's taxonomy places the organism in Eukaryota, Metazoa, Chordata, Actinopteri, Perciformes, Anoplopomatidae. Gene Ontology annotation, biological process: Rho protein signal transduction; regulation of Rho protein signal transduction; positive regulation of ruffle assembly. Gene Ontology annotation, molecular function: actin binding. Gene Ontology annotation, cellular component: plasma membrane; vesicle; ruffle membrane. The record is from RefSeq and is a predicted model, not a curated record.